Messenger RNA from Phytophthora nicotianae INRA-310, 1793 nucleotides. RefSeq names its product selenide, water dikinase. The transcript is spliced from 3 exons. The record is from RefSeq and is a predicted model, not a curated record. The coding region runs from base 26 to 1198 and encodes 390 amino acids. Lineage: Eukaryota; Oomycota; Peronosporomycetes; Peronosporales; Peronosporaceae. Gene Ontology annotation, cellular component: cytoplasm. Gene Ontology annotation, biological process: L-selenocysteine biosynthetic process. Gene Ontology annotation, molecular function: selenide, water dikinase activity; ATP binding.
UUAUGAGGUAUCCAUUAAAAAGGCAAUGGAUGCAGCGGCGCAACAGACCAAGGACAUCAUCGGGCGCGAGUUCGUGACGCCGUCGCCAGCUAAUGUGGUCGCCAAUGCGGCGGCCUUCGACCCUGUGGCGCUUGGUCUCGAGCCGGACUUUGUUCUCACCAACUACAGCGCACUUAAAGGCUGCGGCUGCAAACUCCCUCAGGCCAAGCUGCUGGGCUACCUAGACGACCUGGCUAAUGACCUCAAGCCGAAUGAGACGCCAGGAAUGGACUCAAGCGUAGUCAAGAUUUCACACGGCACAGAUCUGUAUCUGGUGUCCACCACCGAUUUUUUCUUCCCCUCGGUCGAGGAUCCAUAUGUACAGGGCAAGAUCGCCUGUGCCAACGUUCUGUCGGACGCCUACGCUAUGGGCGUCACCGAGGUGGACACCAUGCUCAUGAUUCUCGGUGUGUGUCGUGAUAUGAGCGAGAAACAGCGUGAUAUCGUCACCACUCAGAUGAUCCGUGGCUUCAACGACCUGGCCCGUCAGGCGCACACGAACGUCACAGGCGGACAGACCGUCAUGAACCCGUGGCCAAUUGUUGGCGGCGUCGCCAUGAGUGUACGCAGUGAGAGUCAGAUUAUUCGCCCGGAAAACGCGGCAGUGGGGGACGUGAUCAUUCUCACCAAGCCGCUCGGUACCCAGGUAGCUGUGAACCUUUUCCAGUGGAAGAAGAAGCCUGAGCGCUGGCAACGUGUGGAGAACAUCGUGACGCACGAAGACGCCGACGUAGCCUUCCAGAUGGCAUCCGAGUCCAUGAGCCGACUCAACCUCAACGCUGCCAAGAUGAUGCACAAGUACGGCGCACACUCGGCAACGGACGUGACGGGCUUUGGUAUUUUAGCCCACGCGCGCAACCAGGCCAAGUCGCAGUUGGGAGACGUGUCUUUCGAGAUCCACACGCUUCCGAUCAUCAAGACCAUGACCAAGGUGAACGAAGCCAUCGGCAAUUCCUUCAAACUGCUGGACGGAUUCGCGGCUGAAACGUCGGGUGGUCUGCUGCUUUGCUUGCCGGCCGAGAACGCCGACGCGUACAUCAAGGAGCUCCGAGAGUUGGAUGGCAAGCCGGCGUGGGUCGUUGGACGUGUUGUUGCUGGCCCGAAGGACGCGAACAUUGUGCCGAAUCCAACGAUCAUUGAAGUAUCACCGGAGGACUGAUUGAACUCACGAACUUAACGUUUGUUGAUCACUGGUAGAUACGAGUUCGACGAAUUCCGGUGGUGAUCUACAAGAACGCAAUAAACAACUUAAAUCCUAAUGGUCACUCCAAGCUGCGGUAUGAGCGUUGUGAAAGGACCCCUUUUACGUAUUGAAGAUCAUGCCGUGAAGUCAUGCAGUGAACUGGAACGGUAUUGUUCGUAACGUCUACCUUCCCGCAGAAAGAUCUGCCGAAACCUGUCGUGCAACCUCAACAGCACAAGGUGCACUUCAACCACGGCAAGGUUGGUAGUAUGCAGCAGAGCGAUCGGCAUUACCAUGUUUUUUCAAACCUUCCCUGGCGUGAGAUGCUUGCACCACAACAUCGAUCAAUAAGAGAGCCUGGAUCUUGAACAGUCAUCUUAUCCUUGCAGCUUUCAACAAUUUCAACGUGCUUUCAGUGGCAAGAGCGAGGACUCAUGUCCGUCAUCUUGGUGUGCUUGCCAAGCACUGCUUGGUGUGCUUAGUCCACUGUAGAUUAUUUCAGACGUCCAAAGAGCGUUUUAGGCUGCGGUAAUCAGUAUAACAAGUUAAUUAAACUAACAGUUAUUGGCUC